AAACACUCUACUUUCCUCCAUCUGCCAGUCUUUCUGCCUACCACCGGAUUCCAUUUCCUUUCCUUCUAUCUGCGGGUCUCUUUCUGUAAGUACAGAAGGAAGCCAUGGCUAGGGGAACUAAGCUCGCUUUAAUUGUAACUGCAGCGCUAAUUGCCUCCUUAUCCAUUCUCGUUUCCCCCAACCAAACCAUACUCAUUUCUUUGCUGAAUCCGCCUCAAAUUCCGGGCUCACAGGAUCGACUUCACACUGCUCAAAUCAUCCCUGUCCAAGCUGCGGUUGGACCUGAAAGCCUUGCUUUUGACCCCAGCGGAAAGGGCCCAUACACCGGUGUUGCAGACGGCCGGAUUCUCAAGUGGCAAGGAGAUGCCGGUUGGACUGAUUUUGCCUUUACCACUUCUAAUAGGAAGGAAUGUGGCCAGCCAUUUGCACCAGAGAAGGAGCAUGUGUGUGGAAGGCCUCUGGGAUUACGAUUUUAUAAGAAAACUGGGGAUCUCUACAUUGCUGAUGCUUACCAUGGCUUUCUAGUGGUAGGACCGAAAGGAGGUGUGGCUACACCAAUUGCUACAGAGGCUGAUGGCCAACCCUUGGACUUCACCAAUGAUAUGGAUAUUGAUGAGCUUGAGGAUGUGAUUUACUUCACAGAUACUAGUACGGUGUUCAGAAGAAGGGAAUUCAUGUCCUCAAUCUUGAAUGGAGACAAGACUGGCAGGUUGCUGAAAUAUGACAUAGCAACCAAAAGAGUAACAGUCUUACUACGGGACCUUGCCUUUGCCAAUGGCGUUGCACUGAGCAAAGACCACUCCUUCGUACUUGUAGCAGAGACCUCUAGUUUUAGAAUUUUGAGGCUAUGGCUUCAAGGUCCUAAUGCUGGAAAAACUGAUGUUUUUGCUGAGCUUCCAGGAUUUCCAGACAAUAUUAGGAGGAAUUCUGAAGGGGAGUUUUGGGUAGCCUUGCAUUCUAAGAAAGGGCUUUUUGCAAAUCUAAUAGUUUCAUACCCAUGGUUAGGGAAAGCAUUGCUAAAACUUCCACUUAACUUCAAGCAACUGCACAAACUGCUGGUAGGGAAGCCACACGCAACUGCCAUAAAGCUAAGUGAAAAGGGAGAAAUAUUGAAUGUUAUAGAAGAUUCUGAAGGGAAAACUUUGAGGUUUAUCAGCGAAGUGGAAGAGAAGGAUGGGAAGCUGUGGCUUGGAUCUGUGUUGAUGCCUUUCAUUGGCGUUUAUAAUUUGUAGAAUGACUUACUAAUUUUCUUACUUGGUUGUGCAAAAACUUGUUCCUUUUAUAAACCAGUUGUGAGUUUUUCCCCCCAAAAAAUUAAUAAACCGGUUGUGGUCGUUGAGAUAAAAGCACGAACAUUUG
This is a messenger RNA of Rubroshorea leprosula, 1359 nucleotides long. Lineage: Eukaryota; Viridiplantae; Streptophyta; Magnoliopsida; Malvales; Dipterocarpaceae. The record is from the annotation of a GenBank genome assembly.